GCCACGUAGUUCUUGACUUCGUAACACAUUAAAAUGCUUACGAUUGUCUUACAAAAAUAAUACUUAAAUAUAGUUAAAAAAAUGCAUCGUUAUUUAAAGGAUAGCGUAUUGUUAAAAAAAUCUUUAGAGAAAAUAUAUAAUGCCAAAAAUAGUGUAAGAUGUGUAGCUACCAAAGGAUUGAAUUCAGAUAUCUUGUUUCCCGAGAGAGCAGACUUUCCCGGGAGGCAUAUAGGGCCUCGUGAUCAAGAUGUGGUUACUAUGCUGGAUUUAUUGGGAUACAAGAGCUUAGACCAACUGACAAAUGAUGCCGUUCCGAAGAAAAUUCAACUGCAAGGUUUAAUGGACAUCAGUGAACCGAUGAGCGAAUACGAUCUCAUAGACCGCGUACGCAUAAUAGCCGAAAAGAAUCGAAUAUGGCGCUCUUAUAUCGGUAUGGGGUAUCAUAACUGCUGCGUGCCGCAUUCCAUCAUGAGAAAUAUGUUUGAAAACCCGGGAUGGACAACACAAUAUACUCCUUAUCAACCCGAAGUGGCUCAAGGGCGAUUGGAAAGCCUGCUAAAUUAUCAGACUAUGGUUAGUGACCUCACAGGAUUGGACGUAGCGAAUGCAUCGCUGUUAGAUGAAGGCACAGCCGCCGCAGAGGCCUUAUCACUAUGUCAUAGACACAACAAAAGGGCAAAAUUUGUAGUAUCAGAAAGGCUCCAUCCUCAAACAUUGGCUGUUGUACAAACACGCCUAGAUGCCCUUGGGUUGGAAGUGAUGGUAGUACCAGAUGUACGGCAAGUAGAUUUUGCUCAGAGAGACAUAUCCGCUGUACUCCUUCAGUGUCCCGAUACCAGAGGUUUGGUAUACGAUUACUCUGCGUUGGCGGCCGGUGCGCAGGAGCAUGGAACUUUAGUCGUAGUAGCAACAGACCUCUUAGCGUUAGCGUUGCUAAGACCGCCGGCAGAAAGCGGAGCUGCGCUUGCUGUUGGUACCUCUCAACGGCUAGGAGUGCCACUCGGGUAUGGAGGACCGCAUGCUGGCUUUUUUGCUGCAGAACAUGCUCUUGUGCGACUGAUGCCUGGACGCAUGGUUGGCGUUACAAGGGAUAUAACUGGAAGAGAUGCAUACAGAUUAGCGCUUCAAACAAGAGAACAACAUAUUCGGAGAGACAAAGCCACUUCCAAUAUUUGCACAGCACAAGCUCUAUUGGCCAAUAUGUCUGCCAUGUACGCCGUGUAUCAUGGACCUCAAGGUUUGCGGGAUAUUGCUGCUCGUGUUCAUAAUUCUACGCUCGUGUUGGAUCAUGGCAUAAGGCAACGUGGGCAUAAGCAAAGUAACGAUGUCUAUUUCGAUACUUUAUACAUAGUUCCAUUGCCCGAACAUAAUGCAAGUGACAUUAAAGGUCGCGCUCAAGAGAAGAAAAUAAACUUAAGAUACUUCGAUGACGGUGCUGUCGGUGUAGCAUUAGACGAGACCACGACCAUGCAAGAUGUUGAUGAUUUGCUGUGGAUAUUUGAUUGUAAAAACGUUGGCGAGGUAAUGAAAAGCAAUGACGUCACAUCACGAAGUAUAGUCAAAGGACCUUUCAGAAGGACGUCACCGUAUCUCACUCACCCUGUGUUCAAUAUGCACCAUUCUGAAACCAGAAUCGUACGCUAUAUGAAACGGCUGGAAAACAAGGAUAUAUCUUUGGUUCACUCAAUGAUUCCAUUGGGAUCUUGCACAAUGAAAUUGAAUUCUACAACUGAAAUGAUGCCAUGUUCUUUCAAACAUUUUACUGACAUCCAUCCAUUUGCGCCUCUUGAACAAUGUCAAGGAUACCAUUCGCUCUUUGAAGAGCUUGCAAGUGAUUUGUGUGCUAUUACUGGGUAUGAUCGUGUUUCAUUUCAACCCAACAGUGGUGCUCAGGGCGAAUAUGCUGGAUUAAGAACAAUUAAACGUUAUCAUGAGUUCCGUGGUGAUACUGGACGUAACAUUUGCCUCAUUCCUGUUAGUGCACACGGGACAAACCCAGCGUCUGCCCAUAUGGCUGGGAUGCGUGUCUGUGCGAUACGCGUCACACCUUCUGGUGAUAUUGACAUGGAACAUCUAAAAGAUAUGGUAGAGGAGCAUAGUGCAAAGUUAUCAUGUUUGAUGCUUACGUACCCCAGCACAUUUGGAGUGUUUGAAGAGCGAGCAGCCGACAUAUGUGCUUUAGUACAUGCACACGGCGGCCAAGUUUAUUUAGAUGGUGCCAACAUGAAUGCGCAGGUAGGACUAUGUCGUCCUGGUGAUUAUGGCAGUGACGUGUCACACUUAAAUCUGCACAAGACCUUUUGCAUACCUCACGGCGGCGGUGGUCCUGGUAUGGGCCCUAUUGGAGUGAAAGCGCAUUUGGCACCUUUUCUCCCAUCACAUCCAGUGGUGGAUCCAUUAGCUGACUUGGGAGAUGCCGCACACAGUUUUGGCUCAGUCAGUGCUGCCCCGUUUGGAUCUUCUGCCAUUUUGCCGAUAUCCUGGGCAUAUAUAAAGAUGAUGGGACCAAAAGGUCUUAAACGAGCUACGCAAGUGGCAAUACUCAACGCCAACUACAUGUCGAGACGGUUGGAGGGCCACUACAAAACGCUAUACAAAGGUGAAAGAGGACUCGUCGCACAUGAAUUCAUUAUAGACGUACGGGAUCUGAAGAAAACCGCAAAUAUAGAACCUGGAGAUAUUGCUAAACGACUGAUGGACUUCGGCUUUCAUGCACCUACAAUGUCUUGGCCUGUUGCUGGUACAUUAAUGAUUGAACCAACAGAAUCAGAAGAUCUACAGGAACUAGACAGAUUCUGUGAAGCUCUAAUUACUAUCAGAAAGGAAAUUAAAGAUAUUGAAGAUGGGCUUAUUGACAAGCGCCUAAACCCCCUAAAGAUGGCGCCACACACUCAGGCUGAGGUGAUUUCAGAAGAUUGGAAUCGUCCUUACAGUCGCGAACAGGCAGCAUUUCCAGCUCCAUUUGUAAAGGGUGAAACGAAGAUUUGGCCUACGGUAGGGCGAAUUGAUGACAUGUAUGGUGAUAAACAUCUUGUAUGCACAUGUCCUCCUGUUUUAGAUGAUUUUUGAUGGGUGAUUAAGUUAAUAAAACAAUACCUCAGCUGUCGCAUAAUAUUCGCUUGAACGGCGAUUACUUACAGCGGAAUGCAGUGGAGGUUGUGAUGGAGCGGUUGGUGGUGCUGGCGGUGUGACUCGGUAUCGAUGCAGCGACCGGAGUCGUGGGAGCUCCGGCGCCGAGCCGAACGCUACCACGCGGGUCACCAGCGAGUCCCCGGCCUCCCAGAUUGCGCCUGCGCCACCACCCAUACAGCUGUAGAACUCGUCCGCUGAACGCGCCGAAAGUAUACGACUACGGAUAAGACAUAAAAUUUCAAGUAUAGUAAAAAUUACCAUCUGAUAUUCGCUGUAAGUGAUCCAUAUGAUGCGCUAAUCUUGGAAGUCUCAAUCGAAGCAAAUCUCUGAAUGCGGCCAUAUCAGCUGACAGCCCACGCAGAUCAUCAGCAAAGUAACCUUCAGGUAAUACUGCUUCCACCAGAUAAAUCAUCACCUGUAAGAUAAUAUUUUUUUUUGGUUUAACAAUUGACUUAUUAAUAAAAUUAUAGCUACUCAACAGAUU
Messenger RNA from Chilo suppressalis (striped riceborer), 3616 nucleotides. Lineage: Eukaryota; Metazoa; Arthropoda; Insecta; Lepidoptera; Crambidae. The record is from the annotation of a GenBank genome assembly.